Molecule: messenger RNA, 3189 nt
Organism: Microthlaspi erraticum
Lineage: Eukaryota; Viridiplantae; Streptophyta; Magnoliopsida; Brassicales; Brassicaceae
Source: the annotation of a GenBank genome assembly
AUGGCUUCAUCGACAUCGAGAACUAGGAGCAGUUCUCCCUUUGGAAACCAAAGACCACCAAGUCCCUCUUCUUCGACUUCUUCGUCUCAUCUUAGCAACCGUCUCAUUCCGCGGUCCUGCUCCACCUCUGCUUCUUCAUUUGUUAACUCCGGCGGUGGAAUCGGCUCCCGAUCUAUGACGCCUAGUCGCACCUUCUCCGACUCCGGUUUCAUCGGCUCCGGGAGCUUUGGAACUGGAUCGCCUGUCCCCUACCCAUCAGAGGAGCUUCUCGGUGAGCCAAUGGAGGAGACUAUUAGCUCUGAGCGGGAUAGUAUUUCCGUCACCGUUCGUUUUCGACCAUUGAGUGAUAGAGAGUAUCAAAGAGGAGACGAAGUUGCUUGGUACCCUGAUGGCGAUACAAUGGUCAGGCACGAGUACAAUCCACUCACAGCUUACGCAUUCGAUAAAGUUUUUGGACCACAGGCUACUACUAUAGACGUAUAUGACGUAGCUGCAAGGCCAGUAGUCAAGGCGGCAAUGGAAGGUGUUAACGGAACCGUUUUUGCGUAUGGUGUUACAAGCAGUGGAAAGACCCAUACAAUGCAUGGUGAUCAAGAAUCUCCCGGGAUCAUACCGCUAGCAAUAAAAGACGUCUUCAGUAUCAUUCAGGAUACUCCAGGAAGGGAGUUCCUGCUCCGUGUUUCAUAUCUUGAAAUAUACAAUGAGGUGAUAAAUGAUUUACUGGAUCCAACGGGCCAAAACUUACGAGUUAGAGAGGAUUCCCAGGGCACUUAUGUCGAGGGUAUCAAGGAAGAAGUUGUUUUGUCUCCUGGUCACGCACUAUCUUUCAUUGCAGCUGGAGAAGAACAUCGCCACGUUGGUUCAAAUAAUUUCAACUUGAUGAGCAGCAGAAGUCACACUUUAUUUACACUGAUGAUUGAAAGUAGUGCUACUGGAGAUGAAUAUGAUGGAGUUAUUUUUUCUCAACUCAAUUUGAUUGACUUGGCUGGAUCUGAGAGUUCCAAAACUGAAACAACUGGAUUGAGGAGGAAAGAGGGUUCAUACAUCAACAAGAGUCUUCUAACUCUUGGAACUGUGAUUGGAAAACUUAGCGAGGGUAAGGCAACUCACAUUCCAUAUCGUGACUCUAAGCUUACUCGUCUUCUGCAAUCAUCAUUAAGUGGUCAUGGGCAUGUUUCGCUCAUAUGUACAAUAACUCCCGCGUCAAGCAGUAGUGAGGAAACUCACAAUACACUGAAAUUCGCCAGCAGAGCAAAGAGUAUAGAAAUAUAUGCUUCACGCAAUCAGAUCAUAGAUGAGAAGUCACUAAUUAAGAAAUAUCAAAGAGAAAUAUCAGUUCUUAAACUAGAACUUGAUCAGCUAAGAAGGGGUAUGCUUGUUGGUGUCAGUCACGAAGAGUUAAUGAGCUUAAAGCAACAGUUAGAAGAAGGUCAAGUGAAAAUGCAAUCAAGAUUAGAGGAAGAAGAAGAAGCCAAAGCAGCUUUAAUGAGCAGAAUCCAAAAGCUUACCAAGCUCAUACUCGUCUCUACCAAGAAUUCCAUUCCUGGAUAUUUGGGUGAUGUACCCACUCAUCAGCGCAGUCUCUCUCAGGGCAAAGAUGAUAAAUUGGAUUCUCUGCUUUUGGAUAAUGAUAAUCUGGGAUCUCCAUCUUCGACCUUGGCUCUUGUAUCAGAUGCUUCUUUACGUUUUAACCACCGGAGAUCUUCCAGCAGGUUAAAUGACGAAAACUCACCGGGUGCAGAAUCUCAAGGUGUCAUGUCGCCGGAUGAAAUUGACCUUUUGGUUGAACAAGUUAAGAUGCUUGCUGGGGAGAUAGCUUUCAGUAGCAGCACACUAAAACGUUUGGUGGAUCAGUCCGUAAAUGAUCCGGAAAACUCACAAACUCAGAUACAGAAUCUAGAACGCGAGAUUCAAGAAAAGCAAAGACAAAUGAGGGCCAUUGAACAGCUCAUAAUUGAGAGUGGUGAAGCUUCAAUUGCCAACGCAUCAUUGGUUGAGAUGCAACAGAAAGUAAUGAGUUUGAUGACCCAGUGCAAUGAGAAGAGCUUUGAGCUUGAGAUUAAAUCAGCAGAUAAUUGCAUUCUCCAAGAACAACUACAGAAAAAGUGCACCGAGAACAAAGAACUACAUGAAAAGGUGAACCUUCUAGAGCAACGUUUGAAUGCAGUAUCUAGUGAGAAAUCCUCUUCAGCUUGUUCCGAUAGCACGGUACAUGCAGACGAACUAAAAAAGAAAAUACAGUCGCAGGAAAUUGAGAACGAAAAGUUGAAGCUGGAACACGUACAGAUCGUGGAAGAGAACAGUGGGUUACGAGUACAAAACGUAAAACUAGCUGAAGAAGCUUCAUAUGCUAAGGAGUUAGCCUCUGCUGCUGCUGUUGAGCUGAAAAAUCUGGCUAGCGAAGUAACAAAAUUCUCACUACAAAACGCAAAGCUAGACAAAGAAUUAGCAGCUGCAAGAGACUUGGCUCAGACGCGUAACCCCAUGAACGGAGUUAAUAAUCGCAAGUAUAACGACGGGGCAAGGUCAGGAAGAAAGGGACGGAUCUCUUCAGGUAGGGCAAACGGAGAUGAGUUUGACCCAUGGAAUCUCGACCCGGAAGAUAUGAGAAUGGAGUUGCAAGCAAGGAAGCAGCGGGAGGCAGCUCUUGAGUCUGCUCUGGCAGAGAAAGAGUUCAUAGAAGACCAAUACAGGAAAAAAGCAGAAGAGGCAAAGAGAAGAGAGGAAGCUUUAGAAAACGAUUUGGCAAACAUGUGGGUACUUGUUGCCAAGUUGAAGAAAGACAACGGUGCAUUGUCUGAAGCCAAUGUCACGGCCACUGCCACUGACCCUGCAAGAGAAUUAGAGAAGAAUGAAAACAACAUGGUUCUGAAAGAGAGGCAAGUCUCGAUUGCUCCGAGACGACCUGAAGUAGUAGUGGUAGCUAAAACCGAAGAGACACCAAAGGAGGAACCUCUCGUUGCUCGUCUCAAGGCUAGAAUGCAAGAGAUGAAGGAGAAAGAGAUGAAAUCGCAAGCCAAUGGAGACACAAACUCUCACAUUUGUAAAGUAUGUUUCGAGUCUCCCACCGCCGCAAUUCUACUCCCUUGCCGUCAUUUCUGCUUAUGUAAAUCUUGUUCGCUCGCUUGCUCUGAAUGCCCUAUUUGCCGCACAAAAAUCUCUGAUCGGCUCUUUGCAUUUCCCUCUUGA